This is a messenger RNA of Elgaria multicarinata webbii, 6689 nucleotides long. RefSeq names its product kinetochore associated 1 (gene KNTC1). Gene Ontology annotation, cellular component: cytoplasm; RZZ complex; kinetochore microtubule. Gene Ontology annotation, molecular function: small GTPase binding. Gene Ontology annotation, biological process: mitotic spindle assembly checkpoint signaling; protein localization to kinetochore involved in kinetochore assembly; mitotic sister chromatid segregation. The coding region runs from base 1 to 6654 and encodes 2217 amino acids. Lineage: Eukaryota; Metazoa; Chordata; Lepidosauria; Squamata; Anguidae. The transcript is spliced from 63 exons. The record is from RefSeq and is a predicted model, not a curated record.
AUGUGGGAUGAUGUUGAGCUUUUGGCAAGUGAUGAUACAGGGAGUGGGCAACUCCGUCUACAUUCCAGGCAAGAAUGUGGAAGCGCGCUGUAUCAGAUGAAUACGCUCCUUAAAGUCACCUCAUCUGAAAAGGUUUUGUCUAACCCAGAGUUAUAUGCGAGCAGUUCGAGUGAUGGCUGUGUGCUGGUGGCUGACAGAACAGUGGUCGUCCUUGACGAUAUUUGCCAGUCUCUUCGGAUGUUUAUUCAGUUUGAGGCUGAGGUGGAUGUUGUCGGCUUGUGUCAAGAAGGACAGUUUCUUGUGUCUGGGGAGAGAAGUGGCAACCUACAUCUUAUUCAUGUAUCAUCGAAGCAAACGUUGCUAACUAGUAGGUUGGUUCAAAGAUCUUCAAACAGUAGAACUUAUUUGGGUCUUAUUCUAAGAAAAGACAGUUCUGAUGGAGGUACCUAUCAUGCGUUUAUUCUCACAAACAAUGGUUUUUUCUGUAUUAUGCACCUCCCACUUGCCAGAACACAGGAAGCAAUUGACAAGAUGGACAUCGAUGCUGCAAAGAAGUUACAAGCGCAGGUGGACACAUGUUUUAUUUCAACAGAAGACUAUCAUACGGUUGGCUGCCUUACUUUCGUAACCGAGCACACAGCAGACAGGAUCACUCUGAUAAUAGGGGGUGUAGGUGAUUGUGUGAUGUCUGUUUGGGAAGUGAAGCCUAAUAAAAAGCUGAUCUCUAUUCAAAAUGUUGUUGAUUCAAGUAUGAUGAAAGCUGCAAAUAAGCUUCAGGUUAUCGACAGCUUGUUAUUUGUCUUGGAUAAUGAGAAUGUAUUGUCACUGUGGGAUGUUCACUCUCUUACCAUGGUUUGGGUCUGCCCUACAGUUUACAUUGAAGAAUUUCUUCUGACAUCAGAAUCGGAUUUUUCAGCAGUUGCAUGCCAAGGGAUUGCCAAUCUUAAACUGGUUGCUUUGACAAAACCCGAUGCUGAAAAACAGACAAGGAACAUUGUGGUUUUUUCACUGCCUGCGAUACACCAGCUCUACUCUUUGGAAGUUGCGCACGUUUCUUCACUGGUUCAAAGUGGCAUCAAUACGGAUACAAUAUACAUUUUGGAAGGAAUGUAUGAAAAUAACGAAAAGUCUUCUGACAUACCCAUUUCACUUCUGGUAAUGAGAUGCUUAACGGAAGCCUUACCUGAGAACAGACUGAGCCGUCUACUUCACAAGCACAAGUUUACUGAGGCUGAGAAUUUUGCUGUUCUGUUUGGACUGGAAGUUGAGCUUGUUUACAAAGUAAAAGUGAGCUUUAUUUUGGAGAAGCUGGUUACGGAAUCUGCUGAGAACAAUGGUCACUCAGCCUGGUUAGAACUUGUGGCUCAAGCUAAAGAAACCCUGAAUAAAAUAAAGGACAGCUGUUUCGUGGCUGAGUAUUGCAUCAAUACCCCCUGGCCAACGUAUGAAACUGCUCAGGAAAUGUUGAACUAUGCUCGAAGCAGGGUCCUGAAGAGAGAGGAUGCCAUGGUUGUUCCUCUUUGGGCUGGGAACCCAGCAUCUCUUACAGAGGUGAUGCAGGCACAAGCCAGACUAACUACGUUUUAUGGAGCAUUUGGGCCGGAGAAAUUCAGUGGAACUGCUUGGUUUGAAUUUCUGAAUAAUAAGAACAUCUUCAAGGAGAUCCUUUUACAGCUAAAAGAAGGAAAUCUCUCUUCUGCCCAGUAUCUCUGGCUAAGACACCAGGCAGACUUCAAAAGCAGCUUUAGUGUGGAAAUGCUGGAUAUCCUGCUAGCCACAGUCUCUGGGACAGUUUACUUCAAAGAACUGUGUCUGUGGUUUAAGGAUGUGAUCAUUCCUUUCAUAAGGCAGGUUCUACCUCAAGGACAGAAAAGAAUAGCAAAGUGGCUUGAAGAAGGCGCACGAAACCUUGAGUUAACUGAUAAGGCCAAUUGGCCAGAAAAUGGACUUGAAAUGGCACAGGUGUUCUUUAGCAACAAAGCUCCAGGUGAAAUUGGAUUGCCAUCUUCUUGCCGCUGGGUUCCUUUGAAGGACAAUGACAACAAGGAAGUCCGUAGUCUAAGAGAAUUGGUCAGUGCAUUACAGGGCUUGGUAGACCUCUAUAGAAAAUACAACUGCAGGCUGGCCCUCUGUGACUUUGAAAAGGAAGACGCAAAUACAAUAGUGUUUCGCAUGUUCGAUAAAGUUCUGGCAGCAGAGCUUAUUCCAUCAACUUUAAAGAAGUAUGUUGAACCGUACAUGUGCCAUCAUAAUCUAGAAAAAGAUGAAAUUCUCUUGCAAUACAUAAAGGACCUGCUACAACGGUACUGCACACGGUCGACCUCUGUCUUUGACACUACCUGGGAAGCAAAGGCCAGAGCCGUCUUGGGCUGCAUGUCCAACACAGAUCUGAUCUUUGAAGGGGUCCUGGCAAUAAUGUACAGUGCUGUGGUCCCCUGGAGUCCAGGAAUGGAGCAGUUGGUGCAACAAUACCUGGACAUGGAUCAUGCCAAAGUGAAGCUGGUGCAAGAAGGUUACAGACUCAUGGAAAUGAAGAAACUUUUGCGGAGCUAUGGAAUAAGGGACACCAGUCUUUUAAACGAUAAACAGAUGAUAGUGAUGUUGGUGAAGUACAUUCUUAAACAAGACACCCCUUCUUCUUUGGAAGAUGCUUUGAAAAUAGUAAAUGCUUAUAUGUUGUCCACCGCAGAAGUCUAUGUUUGGAGGAUAGUGGACCUUAUUCAUAAAGGAGAGGGGGAAGAUGUCGUAGAUUUGUUAAAAUCUCUACCUUCUGCGGAAGCUCUGGAAACUGCAGAGCGAGUGUUGAUAUGGGGACGGCUGGCGCUGGAGGAAGACGGGGAGGACCGUGAAGAGGAGCAGAAAAUGCAGCUGUGUGUGAAAAAGAUCCUUGUGGAGAUCCUCAAAUUCUUGCUUACUCACCAGAAAGAAAAUCUUUUAAAGAAAGCAGAGUAUGAAGCAGAUUUAAAACUAUAUAAAACUCUUGCAGCCUUGCAGGAGCAUUUUGAGAUCUGCCUUUCAGUCACAGAUUAUUGGAAUCCAUCACUAAUAAUUCAGCUCCUUGAAGAAAACAUUAAAAACUAUGAAAGAAUCGGGAGCUCUAGAAAAAUGCAAGAACAGGACGCCAGUGUGGAGGGCAGCAGCAGAAAGAAACCGUUGACUCAGCUGAGACUUUACAGGCUGGGUUCGCUUCUGCAACGGACAGAACAUGAGUUGGGGUCCGAGCUGGUGCUGAGAGCAUUGGAUACUGGAAACGUUGAAGAGGCGCUAAAGAUAUGCAGAUAUUUCUAUGACUAUUACCACGACGAGCCGACAGGACAGUUGCUGCUUCUGGCAUGUCAAAGGCUUUGUCACAUGUUAGGUUCUGAUAGUCUGAUGGUUAUGCCCGAAGGAUUAAAUCUCCCAGCUGUGAUCCAUGAGAUGGCGCGCCAAGCAGCUACACUCUGCAGCCCAGAUCUUUCCUUAGAUUCGUUGGAACUUUGUAAAUAUACCUCAUUUGCCCAUGAAAUUUAUGGAAAGUGCCAAAUUGAAGACUAUGGGUUUAUAUCAAAGGCAACCUCCUUUGGAGCUGACAAAGACCCUUACGUAGAGUGGACGUUCUGUGACUAUUUCACCGAGGAUGGGGCUGUGCUGGACCUCCCCACUGUGCUGCCUUUUGCAUUUGAAAUGACGUCUUCCAUUGUGCCUCCAGCAGAGCGGAAGAUGUAUCCACUAGACUCUACCAGUCUGGCAUAUUGUCCAUUUGAACAAGGAAAGAGUAUUUGCUACUCAUGCAGGAAUCCCAUCUCUGUUCUGCUGAACAGCCUGCAAGAAUGUAGUCAAUAUGAGCUGGCUUUGGGGCUCAUUAUCGCCUCUUUCGGGUUGUUGUUUCAGCACAUGGUGACCAACAAUAUGGAUAUUGGUCUGAGUGAGAAGCUGCAUGACCAGGAAACACAAGAUGGUGCCAGAGCGUUCCUCUUUACCAUGAUGCAGAGUUCCACUUCACAGAUCAAAAGCAUCGUUAUGGCCCUACUGCACAAGGUUUUCAACAGUCAGCUGAUAGACCUCAGUCUUGCGCUGGGCUACUGCACUCUGUUGCCCAAAGGAAUUAUAUUUUCAAAGCUCUGGGAUGUCGUAAACAAAACACCACAAAAUUACAGUAAGAGUCUGGCCAUUGGACUGGUUGGAGCACAGCUGGCCAGUCACUAUGAAGAGACAAAAGAGAAACAAGCGUUUGAAGAAUUAGUCACUGCGGCUGAAUGGGGUAUACAGCUCGGUAAACUUGGGAUCUCUUUUCAGAAUGUCUUUACAAUGCCGUCAGUGAGGAAGAAAGAACUUCUAAGAACAUUGGUUCAGCAUCCGAAUAUAGAUACAGAUCUCAUAUUAAAAUACUGCCGCACGUUCCUGUUGGAUACUGACACAGCGUUGCAGCUCUGCAUCGAAGCGUGCCUCCAGAGCACCAGUGCAAGUCCGGCUGAAGGAGAGCCUGUGGGGGACCCUGGGAAGCAGCCAGCCCAGGCCUCAGCAGUGGCCAGAGCUGCGGAAAUAAUCCCCCUCCUGAGCAACACCGGCGGGUUGGUUGCAAGUCUCAGCGCGAUGCUCCAGAAGCUUGAUCCAUACGACUACGAAACUAUUGAAAGUCUUCUGAUGGUUAUGGAAAGGGCUGGUGGGGAGGCAGCGGACAUCCCGUUGAAUCAGGCCCUGAUGCUCAUUAAACACCUGAAAUCCUACCGAAGGACGUCCGCACCUGGAGAGUUGGAACAGCAGUUUGCCCUUGAACAAGCGGUCCCUCUGUCGCCAGCGGCUCAGAUGAGGCUGCCCUUCCACCUCAUCUUCUUCAGAACGUCACAGUGCUUCUGGAAAGUCAUUUCUGUAGAGCUCAGUGAAGAAUCAUUCCCAAACCUUCUUUUGAUCUCCAAACUGAUGAAGGUCUCGCUGGACGUCCUCUACGUGUCUACAGCCACCCACGUGUUCCAAGAAAAGCUGAAGCCGAAAAUGUUGGACAAGACGAGAACUGGAUGUUUGCUGGUGGCUAACCAGGAGAUGGCCAAACCCAUACAGACCAUCCAGUCUUGCCUGCUCUCUAUCGCUAACCCAGAAUGGGCCACCGCCCUUGCCUACAAGAUCGCUCAAGAUAUUCCCACAGGGCCCAUCAAAGUCGAGGCUUUGAAAACCUGUCUCAGCUUAGCUGAAAAAUGGCUGAAGAAUACAACUGUGACGGAUGAGUCUCGCGAGAAGGCCCGCCUGCACCUGAAGAAGCUGCAGGGGCAACACCAGAGAUCCGCGACCGAGGCUGUGCUGACAGCCCACGCGCUGGACUCGGAGGGCCACCGGAAGCUCCUGGGGAAGCCAGCCAACCUGGUUGUCCUGCUGUAUCAGCACAACAGCAUCGUCGAAAGAGUUCAGAAUCCAGUGGGCGGAGAUUACCCAGAUAUCCAUGCUGCAGCUAAGGAGAUCGCUGAAAUUAACAACCUCGAUAUGAAGAAAAUAUGGGGCUUGUUGCUAGAAAGGUGGCUGUUUCCAAAUGUACUCCCAGCGGAGAAAACGCCCGAGGUCUCUGACAGCAUCCAAGAAGACGAAGACCUCAAGAGAGUUCUGUACCUCCUUCAGCUUCACCCAGUAGAUUACUGCUUAAGAAUCCUUUACGAAUGUACAACAUCUGCAACGUCGCCUAUUGGGCUCACCCAGCUGACCUUUGCUCACAGAAGCCGGGCCCUCAAGUGUCUGCUCUACUUGGCUGAUCCUUGCGCCAUCGAGUCACUCUUCAAAAAGCCCAUUCAGAAAGUGACGCAUUUCCUGAAGUGCUUAAUUUACCUCAGUGAACUUGAAAUUCUGAAUGUUCCCUACACCUACGAGUCGUUCCAUAGCACUCCCAAGGAAGGAAUGAUCAAAGGAUUGUGGAAAAAUCACAGCCAUCAACCCAUGGCUGUGAAAUUAGUGGCAGAGCUUAGUUUGGAUUACAAGGUGCAUGAUCCCCAACUGUGGAAUGGGUUGCUGCAGAAGCUAAUGAGCUUUGAUAUGAUCCAUUAUAUGAGGAAGGUUUUAGCAGAGAUUACUGAGGUCUCUUCGUUAUGGCAGAUUCCAAACUUCAGCCGAGCCUGGCGAAGUGCUGUUCUGGCACCGUGUCUCUCAGCUUCAUAUCCACCAAACACUAGUCAACAGGAAGCAUGCUAUGAGUCUUUCAAAACGCUGUUGAGGUGUCCGGUCCUGGCUGAUCUUGAUCUAAUUGGGAUUGCAAAGCAGUAUGCCCAGUUAGACCAGCUGGCUUUGGCGCUAGCGUGUCUGUUGCUGAUUCCUGAGCCUGAGAAGAGAGCUCAGCUGAUUGAGGCCUUCCUAGCCUCGUGUCAGCUGGAGACUGUGUUGCCGCAAGUGGAAGAGCACCUGAGCCUGGGAGAAGCGGCUGGCUUUGCUUCACAGAUAAGGAGUUUGAUUCUGGAGCACAUCAUAAAUAAGAAAUACGAAGAGUCUGCAACUGCAAAGUACUUCACAUUAUUGAAGUUCAGGGAGCUGGGUCCUGGCAGAGUGAAAGGCCUGGUGGGAAAACUUGUGGAUAAGAACAGGAUGGAUGAUGCAGCAUCCCUAAUAACAGAGUAUCUAAAAAAAUCUGGAAAACCUCUUCCACCAGACACGUCACCUUCAAAUGUUGUAAAGAUGUACUUCAGUGGUGAACUGGCAUAGAUCUCUAACAACUCCGGGAAGAACAAGACAUUUUC